GAGCCUCUAUUAUCUUGUUUACCAUUCGUUGUCCCGUCGUCGUCUCGGUAAGACUCGCAGAGGAUCUUUCCGUCAUUACGUGUUAUCUUCUCAGAGAGGUUGCGUUUUGUUCGUCAUGGCUUCGCACUUCACGCUGCUGCUGUGUAUUUCUCUGGCAAUUGUCGCCGUUUUUGGAGCGGACUGUGGUGGUCGCUCAUGUGACUACAUUUGCACAGAUCCCGAGACACUUAACUGCCCUUACGGGAAGGUUUAUAACCCGUGCAGAUGCUGCACUGAAUGUCGUAAGGGCGCAGGUGAAGAGUGCGGUGGCCUCUCAAACGUCUUUGGCACCUGCGCAGAGGGGCUGGUCUGUCACGGGGGAUACGGCAUAGAGAGACCAGGUCGUUGCAAAGCCCAGCGACCCUACGGGCGGAAAUAAGAGGCCUCCAUGUCUUGGCUAAGGACCGUUUCCGAAGAAAGGGGAGGGUUGUUGGUGAACCUGCUUUCUAGCUGAGCGGAGUCGUGGAUCCUGUACGAAAAUGACUUGAAAAGAUUUUUUGGCUACUCCUGCUCUGAGAUUCGGCAAAUUAAACAGUAGAUGGGUCUCAUUUAUUACUUGUACCCUUAUUUCACAGCGGUUGUCGUUUUAGUGACCAAUUGGUUAUAAGAUAUGUAAAGUUUUCAUUAGAUAUCAAAAGUUGUCGUUAGGUUUCAAACUUUGAAACUUGAUAAAAUAGAUAAUCAAA
Messenger RNA from Macrobrachium nipponense, 725 nucleotides. Its product is annotated as venom protein 302-like. The transcript has 3 exons. Gene Ontology annotation, cellular component: extracellular region. Lineage: Eukaryota; Metazoa; Arthropoda; Malacostraca; Decapoda; Palaemonidae. The coding region runs from base 116 to 418 and encodes 100 amino acids. The record is from RefSeq and is a predicted model, not a curated record.